This is a messenger RNA of Colletotrichum lupini, 549 nucleotides long. RefSeq lists its product as uncharacterized. NCBI's taxonomy places the organism in Eukaryota, Fungi, Ascomycota, Sordariomycetes, Glomerellales, Glomerellaceae. The coding region runs from base 1 to 549 and encodes 182 amino acids. The record is from RefSeq and is a predicted model, not a curated record. The transcript is spliced from 4 exons.
AUGCCAGAACGGCCCAGGGACAUGGGACAGCCGAUACCAAGAGUAGAAUUCCUUCGCCAGCAGCCCCAAGAAGACUACGACGGCGAGUAUCAGAACAACAGCCAUCUUUUCGGCCGUGAUAUCCUCGAAAGAUCGAUGGAUUUGAUGGAUAUUGUAGAUGUUGAAGAGUCAAACCAUGCAGACGCCGCUUUCGGUGUAACCUCACGUCUCCAAAGCUUCAGGUCGUCACAUUUCGCUUCUGAGCCGCUCAAGCCAAAAGAGGUAAAGCUGAACAAGAUGAGAUGGUAUUUCCUGCCCUCGAAAACCGCCAGAAGAACCUCGACUGAACAUCAGCUGACGCUUCUGAGUGUGCGCGCUUAUCAGGAGGAAUCUGGCAUCAGUGCAUCAAUGCCUGCCGCCGACAAGGGCCAGAAAAUCGAUACGGGACUGGUUCGCCGCAUCAUCAACAGAAAGGUGAGUUAUGAGUUUUCAGUCGAGAUUUAUUGCAUUUAUAGUCAAGCUACCGCCAACACGUCCGGUUGGCCCAGCGACCCGAAAAUUCCAUAUUAA